Messenger RNA from Penicillium antarcticum, 2766 nucleotides. Its product is annotated as anaphase promoting complex subunit 2. The coding region runs from base 1 to 2766 and encodes 921 amino acids. The transcript is spliced from 2 exons. Gene Ontology annotation, cellular component: anaphase-promoting complex. Gene Ontology annotation, biological process: ubiquitin-dependent protein catabolic process. Gene Ontology annotation, molecular function: ubiquitin protein ligase binding. NCBI's taxonomy places the organism in Eukaryota, Fungi, Ascomycota, Eurotiomycetes, Eurotiales, Aspergillaceae. The record is from RefSeq and is a predicted model, not a curated record.
AUGCUAUCAACCGUUCCCCUCAAUGUGGGACGUAGGCGCGUCUUUGGCUCCGUCUUUUCCCCGGCGUCCCUAGAAGCCCCAACAAAGUCGAAGUCAAACUCGGAACACGAAACCGACCGGACACCCACCAGCUCCUUCCAUAGCUCGACAGGCUCAACUUCGACAUUUAAGGCAGACUCCUUGCCCACUUCAUUCGCCACUGUUGGAGGAUCGACAGACUCGCCGAACGAGGAAACAUUGGAACAGGCACGACUUGCGGCGAGCGAGUUCUUAUCUGUACCCAACCUCGGUUUUCAACUACUCUAUGACUACCGGAAUACAGAUGGGAGUGAAGUGCUGAAGCAAUGGAACCGGCUAAGUCCGCCGUCGAAAGAGACAGCAGAGGCACUGGAGUGUCUAGUGCGGAACUGUCCGUGGACCCUUUUCGAUUGGUAUGGGUGUGAUAUUCGCAGGCAUUUUCUUGUGAAUUUGCGCGAUGAUUUUUCUCAGCUUCUUCGGAGCCCGGAGAAACAAGGUCUCCUCCGGACCAUUGUCAAUUGCUUACAGCUUGCCCGUCGAAUUUACCUGGCGCCCGUCGUGCGCUAUCUGCUUCCUCUCAUUCCGACACCCCACCAGGCUGGGUUCUUGGCUCAAUUACAACGGGCAUUCCAUACGGUGGUUUCAUACUCUCUGCCUUGGCAGCAGAUUUCACCGCUUCUUACAAGCGAAAUUACCCGAGAUGCUACCACUAUCCUGGGUAUCGAUACUCUGGAUGGGGACUCAGAUAUGGAGAAAAUGAGUAUUGAUGAGAUGGAGGUGGAUCGGGCAUAUUCCGUCUCGUACAAAGACUGGAGACGAGAAACCACUGAAGGUCGAGCACACAUGAUGGAUGAGGGCGAAGACCAUCGAGUGGCAAUUUCCCGCGAUCGACUUCUUGCUUUCCUCAAUGGUCUGCAGCUCGUUGGACUUGGUGCUGAGAAAGCCCAGAAAGUUUUUGCAAGGGUGAUGAAUGUGAUGAUGUCGGACUUCAUUUCUGCAGCAUACACUGGCCAGUGGGAUGCACCGACAUCAGCGCCGCAUCACCUGCGACAAUGGAUAGAGAAUGUUUUUGCCCGACUCGCAGUACAGGUCUUGGCCAUCAUUCAUUCCGAACAAUCAGGAACCCACUCUGGGGCCUUGGAUGUGAGCUUUCGUGACGUGGAGAAGUGGCAGGAAGUGGGCAUUGCUCGCUUGGGUGCGCUCCGAGUAAGUGAGCUCUUCGACGUGGUUGUUGAAUGGCCUGCCAGCAGUGGAGCAGUGGAAGAUCUGCGGCACUUCACUACGCAUACUACAUCGAGAACGCAUGUUACGCAGUCAUUUAUCAAUAUGCUGCAACAGCGGCUGCUUCAUCCUGGAGCUUCUACUGUUGAGAUCUUGCAGGUGUACAUCUCUAUCAUUCGAGCAUUCCAUCUACUCGACCCCAAGGGUGUUCUGCUUGACCGUAUCGCUCGACCUAUCCGACGUUACUUGAGAGACCGCGAUGAUACCGUCAAGGUCAUUGUUGGCGGUCUUUUGGCAGACUCCACAGCGCCCAAUACAGGCGAUACUCUGGCCGAGCUAUCGACAGAGCUGACCAAGGUGCACCAGCAUUCCAUGCGGGGUAACAAGGGCGAACUGGACUUUGAUGACUUGAACUGGGUGCCUGACCCAGUCGAUGCCGCUCCGGACUACCGCAAGUCAAAGAGCGCCGAUGUCAUUGACAGCCUGGUCAGCCUGUUUGAUUCGAAAGAGACCUUCGUGAAGGAAAUGCAGACUCUCCUCGCAGACCGUCUGAUCCAGAACCGCAAGAACUACGACCAGGAAAUCACAGUCCUAGAACUCCUCAAAGUCCGAUUCGGUGACUCCGCACUGCAAGCAUGCGAGGUCAUGCUCCGAGAUAUCUCAGACUCCCGACGUCUCAACAUCUCCGUACAGAAGCAGAGCCAUACAAAGCCUCGCUCAGCAGCCAUGGCCAACAGACUCGUGCCACCAGACUCCACAGAUCUUCACGCCAAGAUCCUAUCCCGCUUCUUCUGGCCGGAGAUCCAAGAGCAAGAGUUCAAGGUCCCCAAAGAAAUCGCCAAACUACAAGAAAGCUACGCUACAGGCUUCGAAGCCCUCAAAGCCUCACGCAAACUGAACUGGCGCAACGGCCUAGGCCAAGUGACAGUCGAACUGGAACUGGAAAACCACAGCUUUACCGGCGAAGUAACAACCUGGCAAGCAACGGUAAUCUACGCUUUCAACUCCGACACAGACACCGAUCCCAACGAGCCAGCCACAAAAUCAGUUACGGAACUAUCCGACACCCUUUCAAUGACCCCAGCCCUAGUCCGCAGCGCGUGCUUAUUUUGGGUAAGCAAACGCAUCCUGACAGAACCGCAUCGCGAUACCUUCCGCGUUCUGGAAAUCCUUCCCAGCGAACACGAAGCCCAUGGCUCCAUCAUCGCCGGUCCAGAAGGCGCAGAAGACGAAGAUGACGAUGAUGCCAAUGCAGCCGCGGCAGCAGAAGCAGCAGCAGCGGCAGCGGCAAAGGAAUCCGCUGAAGCAGCUGCUAUGGAGAAGAUGAAUUUGCAUUGGCAAUUUAUUGUUGGCAUGCUUACGAAUCAGGGUCCCAUGCCGUUGCAGAAUAUUGUUAUGAUGCUGAAGAUCGUUGUGCCCGGUGGAUUUCCAUUUAGCAAUGAGGAGCUGAGGGAGUUCCUUGGAGGUAUGGUUUCAAAGGGGAAGUUGGAGGUUGUUAGUGGUGGCAGUUACAAGAUUGUGCAUUAG